CUCACACCUUCUCCUCCGGCUUCUGCUGGCAAGGAAUCCUCCACACCACACCCAUGGCCUGCAACAACAUCUGCCGACCCUGCGGACCCACCCCACUGGCCAACAGCUGCAAUGAGCCCUGUGCCCUGCAAUGCCAGGACUCCCACGUUGUCAUCAACCCUUCCCCUGUGCAGGUCACCCUGCCAGGACCCAUCAUGACCUCCUUCCCCCAGAACACCGCCGUUGGAUCCACCUCCUCGGCUGCUGUGGGCACUGAACUCAGUGUGCAGGGACAGCCCAUCUCUGGUGGAUUUGGUGGCUUUGGCUACGGCCUUGGCUAUGGCCGUGGAUUUGGCUAUGGGCUGGGCUGUGGCUACGGGCUGGGAGGCCUGGGCUGCUAUGGCAGAAGGGGUGGCUACAUCUGCUAAGGGCCCUCGGCACCACUCCUGACAGCAGCAUCUCAUGGCUCACCAACAGCCUCUGCAAGCUUCUGCCAGCAAAGCAUCUCAGCUGGUGGCCCUGCUUGCACCUCACACCAGAUCCCUUCUUUCUCCUG
Molecule: messenger RNA, 535 nt
Organism: Pseudopodoces humilis (Tibetan ground-tit)
Lineage: Eukaryota; Metazoa; Chordata; Aves; Passeriformes; Paridae
Product: feather keratin B-4-like
Cellular component (GO): intermediate filament
Molecular function (GO): structural constituent of cytoskeleton
Source: RefSeq, a predicted model, not a curated record